Molecule: messenger RNA, 3479 nt
Organism: Sesamum indicum (sesame)
Lineage: Eukaryota; Viridiplantae; Streptophyta; Magnoliopsida; Lamiales; Pedaliaceae
Product: putative LRR receptor-like serine/threonine-protein kinase At2g24230
Biological process (GO): protein phosphorylation
Molecular function (GO): ATP binding; protein binding; protein kinase activity
Source: RefSeq, a predicted model, not a curated record
UGAAAUCAUUGAACUCCUACCAUCACAACCAACACAUUAACCCUUAAAAACAGAUUUACCCCUUCUUGAUCUUUCUCAUCUAUGAACCCUAAUUUCUCAUUUCUGACUAAUCCACAUUGUAAUAUAUAUAUAUAUAUAUAUACAUAUUUGGGGGAAAAAAAAAAAAGAAAACAAGAAAAGGGGUUAAACACCUACUCCCAUACUACUGAAGACCACCAUUCUCUUUUCAGUUUACAAAGGCUUGUUUUGCAGAAAACUUUGAGAGGAUUCUAAUGUUUAUUUGUCAGAGAGACAGAAACCACUCAGAGUUUAGUUGUUUUCUUUCUUGGCUUCAUUAGAACCUGCAAACAGGUAUGCUCCACACCUUCAUUUGUCUCCACUCCAGACUCUGAGAAAGCCUUUCCUCAUCAGUCUUCACAGUUCCAUAUGCUGUGGUAGCAGCUUUUGUGCUUGUAGUCUCUCACAUUUACUACUGGUCUGGUGUUUUCUUGGGGUUCUGGAAGGAAGACUGAAAAACCUUAUUCUUUUGAAGCAUCAGUUCAAUGGUGGUGGAGUUAUUUGUUGACAGAAAAAUGGUUGCAGAAGCAGUAAUGAUUUCAAAGUUGUGAUCUUGAAAGUUUGAAGAGAAGGGUUUUUGAGGGGGUGGUUGGAGUGGUUUGAUACAGUUUAUUUUGUUGAUUGUAUUUUGUUUUUGGUCUUAAUCUGAGAUGGGUUUUCGAGUAUUUGUUUCUUUCUUGGUUGUAACAAUGUUCUUCAGGCCUUUGGUUUGCCAAGAACCCAAUACAGAUGAGUCCUUUGUGUUUGAAUUCUUGCAGAAGAUGGGCUUAAACCCCUCCAAAAACAGUGGCUUUUCUGGCUCAUUCUGUUCAUGGAGAGGAGUUUUUUGUGAUGGCAAUGGUGUAAAUGUUGUUGGUUUGGAGGUCUCAGGUUUGGGUUUAUCUGGUGUGAUUCCUGAUACCACCAUUGGGAAACUGACAAAGCUUGAAACGUUGGAUCUUAGUAAUAACAAAAUCACUGGUUUGCCUAAUGAUUUCUGGAGUUUGGGCUCUCUCAAGAAGCUUAAUCUCUCACAAAACCAAAUCUCUGGGAUGCUACCAAGCAACAUAGGCAAUUUUGGUCAUCUUCAAAGCUUGGACCUUUCUUUCAACAAUUUCUCUGGGAGCAUCCCUGAAGCAAUGAGCUCCCUAGCCGGUUUGCGAGCUCUGAACCUCAGUCGUAACGGGUUCGAAUCAACUGUUCCAUCGGGGAUCUUAGAGUGCCGGUCUUUGGUUUCUGUUGAUCUAUCAUCAAACAAGCUCAAUGGUUCACUUCCCAAUGGUUUUGGUGCUGCGUUCCCAGAAUUGAAAUUCUUGAACCUGGCUGGAAAUAGAAUUUUUGGUCGUGAUUCGGAGUUUUCUUGGAUGAAAUCAAUCAGAUAUCUUAACAUUUCAGGCAAUUUGUUCAAUGGCUCUGUUGCUGGUAUCUUUGAAGGGCCAGCAGAGGUGAUUGCUGAGGUAAAUUCCACCUUCAAUUGGUCGAAUUUGCUCUAUUUGGAUGUCUCAGAUAACCAGUUAAGUGGAGAAUUUUCCACUGUUUUUAGUCAUGCUUUGAGUCUUAAGCACCUUAAUCUUGCACACAAUAGAUUUACCAAACAACAGUUAUUUCAAGUUGACAUCCUUUCCAAGUUAGAGUAUCUGAACUUGUCUGCAACUAAUUUGAUUGGUCAAAUUCCUAGUAAUAUCUCACAUUUAAGUAGUUUGCGAAUUCUUGAUCUGUCGAAAAACAAUCUCAGUAACCAUAUUCCUCCUAUUGUUACCAAGAACCUUCAAGUUCUUGACCUUUCUUACAACAAGCUAAAAGGUGACAUCCCAUUAAUGCUUUUAGAAGAACUCCAUGAGAUGGAGCGAUUCAACUUCUCUUACAACAACCUAAGUUUUUGUGCAUCGGAAUUUUCCUCCGAAACCUUUCAAUCAGCUUUUAUUGGAGCAGUGAACAGCUGCCCGAUUGCUGCAAAUCCAGCCUUCUUCAGAAAAAAGGCUCCAAAGCAUAGGGGACUAAAGCUUGCUCUGGCUCUAGCACUCUCAAUGGUUUGUUUGCUUGUGGGAUUGCUCUUUUUAGCCUUUGGAUGUCGAAGGAAAACGAGAAUGUGGGCAGUGAAACAGAAUUCUUGUAAGGAAGAACAGAUUAUCUCCGGACCCUUCUCGUUCCAGACGGAUUCAACUACUUGGGUAGCUGAUGUUAAGCAAGCAGCAUCCGUGCCUGUGGUAAUUUUCGAGAAGCCAUUGCUGAACUUCACGUUUGCGGACCUCUUGUCUGCAACAUCUCAUUUUGAUCGUGGUACACUGUUGGCAGAAGGGAGGUUUGGGCCCGUGUAUGGUGGACUGUUGCCGGGAGGAAUUCAUGUUGCCGUUAAAGUUUUGGUCCACGGAUCCACCAUGACGGACCAGGAAGCAGCAAGAGAACUUGAGCAUCUUGGUCGGAUUAAACAUCCUAAUCUCGUUCCGCUAACAGGAUACUGCUUGGCCGGAGAGCAAAGAAUUGCAAUUUAUGAUUACAUGGAAAAUGGGAACCUGCAAAACUUGCUUUAUGAUUUGCCCCUUGGUGUUCAAACUACAGAAGACUGGAGCGCAGACACUUGGGAAGAUGGAAACACUGGGAUACAGAAUGUCAGCUCCGAGGGGUCGUUAACGACUUGGAGAUUCAGGCACAAAAUCGCACUCGGCACUGCCCGUGCAUUUGCAUUUCUUCACCACGGCUGCUCACCUUCUAUCAUUCAUAGAGACGUCAAAGCGAGCAGCAUUUAUCUCGACUCUAACUUAGAGCCAAGACUGUCAGACUUCGGACUGGCUAAAAUUUUCGGAAAUGGACUUGAGGACGAGAUUGCUCGUGGAUCACCAGGAUACAUGCCACCCGAGUUUCUCCAGCCAGAGGGUAGCUCACCACAAGCCCCAACGCCAAAAUCUGAUGUUUAUGGAUUUGGAGUGAUUCUCUUUGAGCUGGUUACAGGGAAAAAGCCUGUGGAAGACGACUAUCCAGAUGAAAAGGAAGGAAACUUAGUAAGUUGGGUGAGAGUAUUGGUGAGGAGGAAUCAAGCUUCACGAGCAAUCGAUCCAAAGAUCCGUGGAACAGCACCUGAAACAACAAUGAUUGAGGCUCUUAAGAUUGGAUAUCUUUGCACGGCCGAAAUCCCGUCCAAGCGGCCCUCCAUGCAUCAGGUGGUUGGACUACUCAAGGAUCUUGAACCAGUUACACAAAAAUGAAGACAAACACUAGGAAACAUGUUGAAGUUUUUAGCCUUUCUUUUUACCUUUGUUCUCUUAAAGUGAUCACUAGCUUUAUGCUGCAGUGAAAAGUCUGUAUAGCAGCCCGAGUUUUGUUUGCGACAUCUGAACGUCGCACGUUUUCAAUACUCGUAUUCGUGGCUAAUACGCCCAAGUUACACGUCCCCGUUUUAAUCCAUAAGAUAAUACACUCUGUGCCUGUUUAUAUUGUCAAAAAUA